Molecule: messenger RNA, 1459 nt
Organism: Puma concolor (puma)
Lineage: Eukaryota; Metazoa; Chordata; Mammalia; Carnivora; Felidae
Gene: BCL10
Product: BCL10 immune signaling adaptor
Biological process (GO): adaptive immune response; apoptotic process; positive regulation of extrinsic apoptotic signaling pathway
Cellular component (GO): CBM complex; cytosol
Molecular function (GO): kinase activator activity; NF-kappaB binding; protein kinase B binding
Source: RefSeq, a predicted model, not a curated record
GGAACCCGGCGCUAAGCGCGCUUUGAAUCGUAAAAGUCUACAGCACCCUGGGCCCUAGAGGCGGAGCCGGAAGCUCUACGGGUUUCAGCUCUGAGCCCCUCUGUUUUCGAAGGGGCAGCCCUCUUCCUCUAGCCCGGGGCUGCCUCCCUCCUCCCCCUUCGCCCGGAGGCCGAAGCCCCCAGCCUGGCCUGGCGGUGCUGCGGCAGCUCCCGGACCCGGAAGAAGCAUUAACUCUCGUCUCCGCCAUGGAGCCCACCGCGCCGUCCCUCACCGAGGAGGACUUGACAGAAGUGAAGAAGGACGCUUUAGAAAAUUUACGUGUAUACCUGUGUGAGAAAAUCAUAGCUGAGAGACAUUUUGAUCAUCUACGUGCAAAAAAAAUACUCAGUAGAGAAGACACUGAAGAAAUUUCUUGCCGAACAUCAAGUAGAAAAAGGGCUGGAAAAUUACUAGACUACUUACAAGAAAACCCCAAAGGACUAGAUACGCUGGUUGAAUCUAUUCGGCGAGAAAAAACACAGAACUUCCUGAUUCAGAAGAUUACAGAUGAAGUGCUGAAACUUAGAAAUAUAAAACUAGAACAUCUGAAAGGACUGAAAUGUAGCAGCUGUGAGCCUUUUCCAGAUGGCGCCACAAACAACUUCUGUAGAACAAAUUCAGAUGAGAGUAAUUUCUCUGAAAAACUGAGAGCAUCCACUGUCAUAUACCAUCCAGAAGGAGAAUCCAGCACAGCCCCCUUUUUUUCUACGGAGUCUUCCUUGAAUUUGCCUGUUCUAGAAGUGGGCAGAACUGACAAUCCCACCUUCUCUUCAACUACGCUUCCCAGACCUGGGGACCCUGGGGCCCCGCCUUUGCCGCCGGAGCUGCAGUUAGAAGGAGGAGGAACUUGUGGAAACUCUAGUGAGAUGUUUCUUCCCUUACGAUCACGUGCUCUUUCGCGUCAGUGACUGAGAUUACAGCCUUCUAAUUUUUUUUUAAUAAUGACAAAAAAUAUUUGAAAGGAUAUGAAUCUUUUUAUAGAAUUGCUAUAAUGACUUAACAUUUGAUAUGCGUCUUUUAAAAUGCAAUGGAAGCAUACUUUGUAAAUAAAGUCUUUUAGAAUAAAAGAAGCAUACUUUUAGAUAGCUAAAGAAAAUCAUGUUGAUCAUGUAAUUUUCAGUGUUUUCUGUUCUUUCCAUUUUUGAGGUAUCUUGAGUGUGUUCACAUUUUUUAUGUUUUAAGACUAACAGAGAACAUUGCUCUAUUUGAGAGUAGAGUCUCAGGCUGGGAAUAAUGUCUCAGUGCAGUUGUGCUAGAAAUUUUCGAGGUCUAAUAGUCCUUUCCAAUUCUUCAGCAGUAAAUUUUCAGAUUAAGCUAUUUCUGGAUGGAAUAAAGCCAAUCACUGACAGGAAAACUGCCAGUGUACUGAAAAGAAUCUCUUUCCCACUCAGUUGGUCUUAGGGACACUUACAGAGUCCCC